Pseudoliparis swirei is the source of this 1940-nucleotide messenger RNA. Its product is annotated as hemicentin-1-like. NCBI's taxonomy places the organism in Eukaryota, Metazoa, Chordata, Actinopteri, Perciformes, Liparidae. The record is from RefSeq and is a predicted model, not a curated record. The transcript has 11 exons. The coding region runs from base 820 to 1329 and encodes 169 amino acids.
UCCCGUGUUUUAGGGACUGCUGUGCUGCCUUCAGGGUCCUGCAGGCUGGAGCUCAGGAGCAGCUCUUGUGGGACUGCUGGAGGACCUCAGAGGCAUCGUCUGGGAACCUGGAGAACACCAGCGCCUCAAGGACCAAGUUCAACAACGAUAUAACCAUCAAGUUGGACUUGUUCCACUGCAUGCGGCGCUUCAGUCUCGGAGCAUCACUCUCUCUCCACCUUUCUGCCAGUUCCUCUCUGCAGCCUUCCUCGUUGUGGACCAGGGAGAUCUCCAGAGGCGAACACCUUCUGUGGGAUCUCUCCUCCAAAUCCCACUAAGCUGCACAUGAGAGCGCUGCAGGUGAAGGUGCCACAGCCCCGAGAGCUGCUGCAGAGGGUGGAAGACGCCUGUGGAGUCGGUGGCGUCCCCCCGCCCAGAAUCACGUGGGCCUUCAACGACAACGUCGUCCCGGUUCCCUCUGACCGCGUGCCGGGCCUCAGCGAGCUGCUGGUGGAGCGCGUGGACAAAGAGGACUCGGGCACCUACAGCUGCGAGGCAGAAAACGACGUCGGGACCAUCAAGUCACUGGGCGUCGUCUACGUCAGAGGUCAACACACAAAUAUAUAAAUAGCCUCCGAUCAUCGACGGGGACCAUCACUCCGACCGCGUUGAGCCUCUUGGUGGCAACGCCAUCCUGAGCUGUGAGGUCCGGGGAGACCCCCCCCCACCAUCCGCUGGAGCAAGAGCGGAAUCAACAUCCAGACCGGCGACCGCGUCCGUCAGCUGGACAACGGCUCGCUGGCCAUCUACGGCACGGCGAGUGAAGAUGCAGGCGACUGCAUGUGUGUGGCAGCGAAUGAGGCUGGAGUGGUGGAGAGGAGCGUCUCCCUGACCGUGCACAGUGCUCCGGCCAUCACGGCGGAGCCGACGGUGGUGGUGGACGCCGGCGGCACGGUCGUGCUCGACUGUCGGGCGGAGGGGGAGCCCACGGCCACGAUGGAGUGGUCCCGGAAGGGAGGGCGCCGCCUGCUGGGCGACGACCGCUUCUCCCCGCUGUCCAACGGCUCGCUGCGAGUCAGCAGCGCCCAGAAGGAGGACACGGCCCAGUAUGAAUGCCUGGCCAGAAACCUGCUGGGGUCAGCGAGGGCCAGGGUCACGCUGACCGUGAGAGUUCACGGGGGCCACUCGGAGUGGUCAGCCUGGGGCCUGCAGCGCGUCCUGUGGCGUCGGCUCCCAAAAGAAGCGUCGGCGGUGUACCAAUCCUCUCCCCGCCAACGGGGGGCGCCACUGCGCAGGAUCGGACACGGAGACGCGAGGCUGUCAGGGGAAGCUGUGUCCAGUGGAUGCUAACUGGUCCGAGUGGUCUCUGUGGGAGGAGUGUUCUCGUACCUGUGGUCAUGGCAACAGGACGAAGGUCCGGACCUGCAGCAACCCUCCGCGCAGCACGGGGGCAAGCCGUGCGAGGGCAAGGCCGCGGAGGUCACCGUGUGCGGCGUGCGGCCGUGUCCAGUCAACGGUCACUGGAGCCCGUGGAGCAGCUGGGGCGGCUGCAGCAGGACGUGCAACGGGGGUCAGACGAGGCGCUACCGGACGUGUGACGACCCCAGCCCCGCCAACGGGGGGAGAGCGUGUGCAGGAGCAGACACGCAGAUACAGAGGUGGACGGGAGCUGGGCCUCGUGGCAGCUCUGGGGAGGAUGCUCCGCCUCCUGCGGCGGCGUCCGUCUGUGUAACAGUCCGCCUCGUGGGAACGGAGGUCGGCCGUGUCCGGGAGACUCCUCCCAGCUCUCCAGGUGUAACGCUCACGCCUGCCCAGGCGGCCCCCAGAGCGCACGAGGAAGCAUCGUAGGAAACAUCAACGACAUUGAGUUCGGCAUAUCCAUCCUCAACGCCACCGUCACAGACGGCCAGUCUGGUGGCAGAACCGUCACGGCCACGAUCACCAACGUACCGAGGACACUC